Molecule: messenger RNA, 1473 nt
Organism: Symbiodinium sp. CCMP2456
Lineage: Eukaryota; Dinophyceae; Suessiales; Symbiodiniaceae
Source: the annotation of a GenBank genome assembly
AUGGCCAGCUUUGAAGAAGUCCAGGACCAGAGCUCCGAAGAGGAGGCGAAGAACUCCUCGUCCCGUCGUUCGCGAGUCGUGAAGAUAGCUUUGCUCCUUACGGUCGGUGUUGCUGCUUCGGCGUUCCUGCUUCGCAGCACAAAGUCCUGCAAGCCGCAGCGAUUCGGAAACCUUUUCGCUCUGCAGGGAAAGUCUGCUGUUGACGUGGAAGCGAACAUCGCGAUGAAGGCAUCCACCUUGAAGAGAAUCAAAAACAGGAGCCUUGCAGACGCCGUGGUGCUCAAGGCCAUGAAGUCGGCGGGCCAGGAGAAAGCCAAGCGGUACAGCGAGCGUGAGGUCAGGGAGUUGCCUGCCAAUCCGGCUGAUGCUGCGCGGGAUAUGCUGUCAUACGAUGAGGUGAAGGCCUACAAGGCCGGCAAGAAGCAAGAUCGUCUCACGAAUGCCCGGACAGCCUUCUGCGCUUUCAAUGUCCUGGAAGCCUUUGUGUCAAUUGUGGGACUGGGCGACGACAUCAAUGGGAUUAUAAGAGUGUGCCCUCCGCCACGUGAUGGUGAAUCGGAGUUGGCGUGCCAAGUGGACGGUGCUAUCCUGGUGGCAUGGGUUGGCAAUUUGGCCGCCAAGCUGUCCUUCGCGGCCUCGAACUGCGCGGACUCCAUCUCGGUAAACGCGCUGUGUGGCGUAGGUGUCACUGGCCUCGUCUCAGUCAUGGGGGAGCUAGCAGCUACGGCCUCCCUUGCCGCUGCCACUUGCACCCCCACACCACCUAGCCUCACAACAACGAAGAUCAGCGUUCUUGGCGAUCAGACCGUGCGAGAGCGUCGUCUGAUGAUCGGUCAAGGGACGGUGGGCAAUGGUGUUCAGUGCUUUGUGGAUGUGGGUAUGGUUGCCAGCAACAUCGCCAACAUGGGUAUCUCCAUCUUCCAGGCCGUGGAGUCUGGCAACUGUGGACGCCUAGCGCUCCAGUCGCCCAUCAACAAGCUCACAGGUAUCCCCGAGGCCUUGUGCACUGUUGACAUCGGUGGUGCCGUGGCCUACAUCUCUCAGGUCGUCACCUUCAUCAACUUGAUUGUGGUGCACUGCCAAGACUUCCUGGAUGUAAGUGCUCUCUGUGGUGCAAGCAUCGCGGGAAUCACUACUUCAGCUGCUGCCAUUGCGCCGUACGGUGCAGCAGUGCAUGCAGCCUGCGCCAAGAACCUGAUAGCCAGGAGUCCGGAGAUUCAGGCCAAGAUCAACAGCCUCUACACAGUGCCGCAGGUGCAUCCUCGACGCUUGCAGGAGCUUGAGGAUGCCGUCAGCAGCCUCAAGUCGAUCCGACAGAAGCUUGAGCAGCACCUGGGCAUAAAUGCUACGGCCUCGAGCAGCGCCAUCUCUAGGGCCGAUUUGGCGAACAUGGUGCAGCUUAUCGAUGGUGGGAUGGACGAGGACAAGGCAUCACUGCGUGGAUCUUCAACCGUCGAUGAAUGUGAGGAGUGA